Molecule: messenger RNA, 265 nt
Organism: Pelobates cultripes (western spadefoot toad)
Lineage: Eukaryota; Metazoa; Chordata; Amphibia; Anura; Pelobatidae
Source: the annotation of a GenBank genome assembly
AUGACGCUGUGCGCCUGCGACGGGGUCAACCAACUCACUGUUACUGUAGCUUCGAGACCGUGCGGUGGUGACAGGAAGAGAGGGGACAAUCCUGGAGGCUUUGAACGGUAGAAGAAACUUGAUCCAGGAAUGGGCAGACACUCUGAAAGCAGGUAAGGUCUCCACGAGGAAAGGAAGCAAGAUGGCGGUCUGCUGCAGCCGGAAAUCCAGGUAUGCAAAUCGCCAGACCAUCAAUGGUAAUGAGGAGGGGUCUGGCGGUCCUUGA